Messenger RNA from Linum tenue, 306 nucleotides. Lineage: Eukaryota; Viridiplantae; Streptophyta; Magnoliopsida; Malpighiales; Linaceae. The record is from the annotation of a GenBank genome assembly.
GAAUCGGCUGUGGGAAAAUCCAACUUGCUCUCCCGCUUCGCCCGUAACGAGUUCGACGCCAACUCCAAGGCCACCAUCGGCGGCGUCAAGUUCCAGACCCAGCUCGUCGACAUCGACGGCAAGGAAAUCAAAGCCCAGAUCUUGGACACCGCCGGCCAGGAGCACUUUGGGGCCGUCACCUCCGCCUACUACCGCGGCGCCGUCGUGCCCUCGUCGUCUACGACAUCACCCGCCGUCGGCUUCGAUUUCCAGCAGCAGCUGAAAUCUCCCUGCCGAAUUCCACUUCCACAGCGGCCUAGUCUAUGA